Molecule: messenger RNA, 4869 nt
Organism: Nicotiana tabacum (common tobacco)
Lineage: Eukaryota; Viridiplantae; Streptophyta; Magnoliopsida; Solanales; Solanaceae
Source: RefSeq, a predicted model, not a curated record
CGCCCAGGUCCAGGCUUACGUAAACGGUCCAAAGUUCCGCCUCUUAUUUUUCUGUUCUCAACCGCCAAAAAACAAGCAAGAGAGCCUCUAAUUAUUCUCAAUGCCUAAUUGCUAUUGAUUUCAUUGUUGCAUUAUAGGGUGAAAGAAGUUCAAAUUGGAACACGAUUUCCAGUUUAUCAAUGGUGAACUGCCUUAACGAGAACUGCGUUAACUUGUUUAAAUCAAUCGGAUAAAAGGAGGAAACGGACAAUGUUUUUCAACGAUUUGAUUCAACGGAGACUUGUGUCUCUGUUACAGCCAUGGUUAAGAGACGAAGUUGAAUUGGAUGUUCAGCUAGGGUUUCUUCAUUCUCACGCCAAGUUAGAGAACCUUAGCUUUAACACGUCUGCACUCAACGAGUUGCUGGAUGAUCCUACUCGCUUGUGUUUCAAAGAAGUCACUGUCCGACAGUUGAGCCUUCAUGUAUCCAACUGGUCAGCACCUGCAUUCGAUUUCCAAAUCCAUGGCCUUAACAUCGUUUUAUCAGUCGGAGAAGAGGAGGAGGAUGGUGUUAGGUGGAAGCCGAAGCCCAGAGAUUCGACCAUUGAGGAGCGGAAAAAGAUUCUAGCCGAGCUUGAUACCGAGGGUAGUGCUUUGCACAAUGCCAUGAAGACUAUUUCAGAAAUUACUCCAGGAAGUUGGACCACUUAUUUAUUUGAUUGGAUACUACAACAUUGUCGGUUGCAAGUGCAUGAUGCUCAUGUUAUUGUGCAGUCAACUUUAUCAAAUGAUAUAUGGUCACUAUCGUUUGAGAUGAAGGAACUUGGUGUACAAUGUAAACUCAUUAAGGGGUGUCUCCUAACUGGACUGGUUAGUUCAACUUUUCUACCUUCUGGAGAGAACUCCUUUGACCUCAAUGUUCAACAUGUUGAGAUCAACUUGAGGAGAAGAAGUUACUUUAGCUGCAUUUUGCCUUCAACUGAUUUGCUAGCUUCUGCAAAAGUGAAAUAUCUUCAGUUCAGAGAAUUGAACUUUUAUGCUGCUUCAUUAAAUUUUUCUUUAUCUCCAGAAGAUAUUACCAUCCUAUUUGUACUUUUUUCAUUGUGGUCGAAAGAAUCCAAGCGUGCCAGAACUGGUAAGCAACUAUGGGAAAUAGCAGCAACAAAAAUUUGUUCUUUGACUUCAACUCCAAAGUUUGCAUUCCAUAAAAUUGCUAGCACCGUGUGCUUAUGGUUGCGCUAUGUACAUGCUUAUGAGAAAAUGCUUUUACUGGUUGGAUAUCCGGUUGAUGAUGUGAUAAAGAAAUCCACUACUGCUAUUGUUCAGAGCAAAGCAUAUUCAAGAACUUUUAAGCAACAGUGGGAGGUUAUUUCUCAAAUUGAGAACGAACUACCUGUUGAGGCCAUUGUGCAGGCACGAAGAAUAGUCCGUGGUAGAGCAGCAUCAUCUGGUCAACAGUCAAAGGAUGGUGGUCACGAAUCUAGGAUAAGCAGGAUUUGUUGGAAAAUUUGUCAGUCACUUUCCCUUAUAUGGAUUGUCAUUAGCAGUGCGCUCCAUUCUGUUAAAUGCUUUUUCCUCUUGAAGAAACUGCUGGUCAGGAACCGAGAUAUCUGUCAAAAACUUGGCGCCAUAAAUGAAGAUUCCAUCCUAGGAAGUCACAUUUGCCUAUAUGUCAGGGAAUUUUCCAUUUUAAUUUCACCAGAUAUUGAAGUUUAUCCAUCCUUUAGUAGGAAGCUGCUAUCAGAUGUUGGGCUUUCAUACCCUGGUUUAGUCAGAUUCUGUCUCUCCAUUGAUUUCUUCUGCUUAAGGCACUCUGAAGAUGUCUCUGAACAGUAUUUUUCCUUUGCAUGUGGAUCCUUGAAGGUUGUCUCUUCUUAUCUUACGGAAGAUAAGACCAAUAAGUUCAAUAAUAACUUCAAAGGACGUCGGAGAAAAAAUGUUCACAAUCUGCAACCUACUUUAUGGAGUGAGCCUAACCAAAUUCUCCACUCCACUGAAAGUGGUGGGGCUAAUCCUCCUCGUGGUACUGAUGGAGAUUUUGUACAUACCCCGAAAUCUCUUAUAGAACAAGCAUGCCUGAAUUGGAAAAAAUAUUCAUCAAGGUUUGGAGAAAAUGAGAUCCAGAACAUGGAGGAUCCUUUUAUUCUUUGUGAGAUUAAGAGCUUUUUGACUGAUCAAAGCCUCAAGAACCUUACUGCUGGAUACACUACUUGUUGCAUGGUAAUGGGGACGUUGAAUUUGGUUCUGGAUUAUUUAGUAAUAGUGUCAAUUACAGUUAUUUGCAGACAGAUAAGUGCGAUACCUUGGACUACUAGCCGCAUGGGGAGCACUGUCGUACAGGGGGUUUCUGGAUUAGUUGAGGAUCCGCCAGUUGCAGAUUGGAAUAGCAAUUACAAACCAUUUUCUUCUGGAAUUAAGGUUAAGGUGCCUAGACUUCUUCCCGAGAAACAUAUGCAAAUAGCGGUACACAUUGCUGGUCCACGAAUCAAGCUGACAUUGAGAAAGGAGGAUUUUCAUGGUGCGGAUGCAGAUCUGUAUCUUAAGCUUGGGAAUGACGUACGCCUUUCUUUUGAUGCUGACGAUAUUGAACUAGGCGUCUCACCAAGUUUGGAGUCUGAUUUGACUUCCUCAAGUGGAGAUACUGCAGUUUUUGAUGCAAAACCGUUGAAGGACCUUCAGCAGAUGGAUAUUGCUAAAUCAAAUGGUGAAGUUAAUAGCAGUCGAGGGUGCACUUCACUUUGUGCCUACAUGGAACUUAAAGGUCUGAAAGUUUCCCUCGACAAGUUAUGGGAUAAUCAGGGUGUCCAAAUUGUUGUUUUAAAUCCUUUAACUAUGCAACUGUUAUCUUUGAGGAAGGAUCUGCAUUCUUUGGGCUCAAUAGAUAUUGCUUUCUCUGUAGCAUUACAUUGCACGAGUACUGGAUUGACGACACUGGUAUUUAUGGAUGAAUGUGCAGUUCUGCUAAAGGUAAUUUCUAGUUUACUGUGUACAGUUGUUCAGGUUUUCAAUACGACCAGUUUAGGUCUUGGCCAAAGUUAUGAAGACUUAUUAAGGCGAGAGUCUGCUGACUCUGAAAGUGAAAGAGCACUCAAAAAUAGAAUCACACUAGUAGCUUCAGCUCUUACUGAUACUACAUUCAAUGUCAGUACGACAUGUGAACUUAGAUCAGUGAAUAUGAUCCUUUACGACUCCAGGAAAGGAUAUAUUUCACAUGAUAAUGUGGCAGAUGGUAAUACUAUAGCUGACAGGAAGUCGACAGUGCAACCAGUCCGUGGUUAUGGAGUUAAUGUAUCUCUUGCACAUUCAUAUAUCAGGUUCUCUUUUGAAGAGGAAAAAGCUGAAGUUCUCAUUGGUUUUUCUGAUUUUGAAUCUGAUAUAUUCCGAUAUCCGAAUGAGAUUGUAGAUACUUCUGAUCAAGUUAAACCACAGUUGAUUUGGUCUCUCAAUUCCUUAUAUCAAGCUUCAUUGUCUCAUUGUAAAAUUAGUUUAAGUUUGAGAACCUUAGGGGACAAUAUUAUGCAGGCCAGUCAGAGAAAUGUAGUGGAUGGUUCUGAGUCCUCCAUACAUGAUGCUUCAAUGUCCUUGAAUCAUUCACCUUCGUUGAUAAAUGAUGUAAAUCCUUCUUUCGAUUGGUUAACUAUAAGAAUUUCUUUAGGUGAAGUGUACCUAGCCAGAUGUGCAGUAAAGAACUUAUUGCUUCGAGGCAACGAACUAAAGACGCUUGAAGCAUUUGUUUCUGUUGGUGGACAAUUUCAGACAAUCUCCUGUCAGUCACAGGGGGGUUCUAUCAUUGUUGAGAUAGCUUCUUUGGUGACAAUGGUUGAAUGCUACGCAUUCUACUGUAAUCAGUUGGAAGGCCAUUGGCCAGCUGUGACAGAACAUCUAGUUAUUCAGAAUGAUGAGGAUACUAGUCUACUGAGGAGUUCUUCCAACCAACAGUUGGAGCAACAUAAACUAGUUAAUUGGAACCAGGUGGAAGCAUUUGCCAUGAAUAUUUCACAGGUUUCUCUGGCAUUGGUGGAUGGAGAUAAAUCUGGUGAAUUUCAGAAGCUUCGGCUUGAAGGUAACGGCAACCUUAAGCUUGAACUACCAAGGAAAUUCUCAUUUGGCAUAACGAACUUGUCAAUUCUUUCUCAGUUACUCCAUAUAUCUACUGAACAACAAAGCCUAGACACAAGAACUCCUUUCCCUUCUUCUUCCAUAUCUGAUGAUCAAUCUUCCAUCAUUGUACAUGAUGACACGUUAAUUGCUCCCGAUCAUUUGGGUGAAGCUAAUUCUAUCAUGAAUGAAGCAAGUAGCUCAAGCCCCCCAGAACUAGGAAAUCAAUAUCAUGCAGAUGGUUCAAGUAAACCUUGCAGGGGUGGUUCAAAUUCUCAAAUUUCACUUGCUACUCCUCAAAAUUAUAUUUUAAAAGACUUAAAUAUUAUUCUGGUGGCUGAGCAGCCUCUCAAAAGCAGCGGGAGUAUUCCUUUGCAGUCAAAUGACUUUUGGGUUGGCAGUGGUUCUAUAUCUGGUUUCGACAUGACUCUCUCUCUGCGUGAAAUACAGAUUAUAAUUUUUGCUGGGGAAUCUUUAUCAGCCAUAUUUAGCAUAGAAGCAACCAAAAGCAUAGAGCAAACACAUCAGAAGAACAGCGGAGAAUCUUCUGGAUGUCUGGAGGAAAUGGUUCCUGAUGGAACAAUUGUUUCUAUCAAAGAUGUCGACCAACAUAUGUAUGUUGCAGUUGAUAGGGCAGAAAGUGGCUACAAUUUAGUUGGUGCGAUCCACUAUUCGCUUGUGGGAGAGAGGGCUUUGUUCAGGGUAUGUUCAGCUUUGAUUCAUUAUGUGUGCUUUGCCAUAUUGAAGGGACUAGAGCUUUGUGAGGUGUUUAGUUGAAUCUCCAAAAGCAUU